AAAUGUGAGUACUAAACUGUUAUUAUUUUUUUGUAACCAUUCUAGAGAGAGAACCCAGAGGGGAGAGAGAGAGAGAGCAAAGAUCAAAAAAUGGUACCAAAAGUGGAAAAGAAACAGGAAAAGAACGAAGCAAAUCGAGCCCAGAAGCCUUGCUUUGUUGACUGAGAGUAGUGCAUUGUGCGAGUUUCGAAAAGGGGAAAAUUGGAUUCGAAUCUGAUCGCAUUCGGAGAUGAAAUCAGACAACAGAGGUGAUACUAGGGCAUAUACAUGUGUAUGUGUAUCUGGAUGUGAAUUUUUUUCCUGGAUUUGAUCUGAAAAUGCUUCGAAGAACUGUGAUGUGAGCGAAAUGAUGUGACCUGUUGGGGCAUUGGGAUUGAAAUUGGUUGAUUAGAGGAAUUACAGCUUGUAUUUUCUAUAGAUUGAAGUAUUGAUUUGUACUCAUAGUAGAUCGAGAGAGUAAUGGAGUCUCGAAUGGAUCAGUAUGAGAUCAUGGAGCAGAUUGGUCGCGGAGCUUUUGGAGCCGCCAUACUCGUCAAUCACAAGCUAGAGAAGAAGAAGUACGUUCUAAAGAAGAUUCGUCUGGCAAGACAGACGGAGCGUUGUAGGAGAUCUGCUCAUCAAGAGAUGGCUCUGAUUGCUAGAAUUCAACACCCAUACAUUGUGGAAUUUAAGGAAGCGUGGGUAGAGAAGGGCUGCUAUGUUUGCAUUGUUACCGGGUAUUGUGAAGGCGGAGAUAUGGCUGAAUUGAUGAAAAAAUCAAAUGGGCAGUAUUUUCCUGAGGAGAAACUCUGCAAGUGGUUCACUCAACUACUAUUGGCAGUUGAAUAUCUGCAUGCGAAUUAUGUUUUACAUCGAGACCUAAAGUGUUCCAACAUCUUUCUUACUAAAGAUCAAGAUGUUCGCCUUGGGGAUUUUGGACUUGCUAAAACUUUGAAGGCAGAUGACUUGGCCUCUUCAGUAGUUGGAACUCCCAAUUACAUGUGUCCUGAACUUCUUGCAGAUAUACCAUACGGUUUCAAAUCAGAUAUUUGGUCCCUAGGUUGCUGUAUUUACGAGAUGGCUGCUCAUCGCCCCGCAUUUAAAGCUUUUGAUAUGGCAGGAUUGAUAAGUAAGAUAAAUCGAUCGUCCAUCGGUCCUUUGCCUCCCUGUUAUUCCCCUUCCUUGAAAACUCUUAUCAAGGGCAUGCUAAGAAAGAGUCCUGAACAUCGGCCAAGUGCAUCAGAUAUCCUGAAGCACCCAUAUUUGCAGCCUUAUAUUGAUCAAUACCGCCCAUCCUUUAACAUUACUUCCUGUUCUCCAGAGAAGCCUAUUUCUAGUGCUCGUGAUACUAGGAAGACUUUGGUUGAAAGCCAAAGCAGUAACAGUUCUUGCAGUGAUAAAGAUAGUUUGGUUUCAACCGAGAAAAACAUGAUGGCAAUGGCAUUUAAUUGUGGCAAUAGAGGUACUGAUACAGAUUCAGCUUCUAUUGAUGAUGAGGUUGGCUGUGAGGAGUUGCUAGCAAGUGAUGAACAUAAUGGUGCUGAUAUCUGCACUCUCAAAAUGGAUGAAGAAGAGGUUACUGAACAUUUUCAUGCCGAACAGAGACCUAAUGUUGAAUCUAAGCAACCAAAAACUAUAAAAAAUAUAAUGAUGGCUUUGAAAGAAGGAAAAGUUAGAGAAAAUAGUUCCCCAAUGAGAGGCAACCGUAUAAAGGCUGGGGGAACAGGGAUCCAGAGAAAUAACUUUGAAACAUUGCCUAAAGCUCCCAAACCUAGUCCAGGUAAUCCUGGUUUCAAGGCUAACGUGGAGACGCUACCUUCUGCACAAGCAAAGGCCAGCUCUGAUUCUGUGAAGCGGAUUCAGGGAUCACAUCCUUUCAAGCAUCAGUUACCCUUUGUUGACUCCUCUCCGAAGACUAAACCUAGAUAUGAUGGAAUUCCUCCCUCUGGUUCCACGAGACAUGUUGAAAAUGGACUUCCUGCAAAGUUAAGACUCAAAACACCUCCUAAUCUGUCCAGAAGAUCAUCGUUUCCAGUACGGGUGAAGCAAAUGGGGAUUGAUGCUCCAAAUGUAGUGGCUGAUACUGUGAAAGUUGGUCCAAGUGAGACGACUCAUGAAUUUGAAAGGACUUAUCCGAUGCCCAAUGGCUGCCUUAUGCAAGUUUCAAAAGAGAUUAUACGGGAGUCACAUAAAGCUCUAGUGGGAACUUCUAAAGGACUGCAAACAGACGACAGCAAUUCUGUCUCAUCUUCAGUGUCAAUUCAAGCCUUAGAGCUUUCUGAUGAUGCAACACCUCUUGUUGCCUUGACAGAUCAGAUACUUCAUGAUCAUGAGAGAGUUAACCAAACUGACAGCGUAAAAUCAACCAGCUCCUCACUUACUUCCCCAUUCCAAUCUGACAUUCCUGAGAAUCCAUUUAGAGAAAAGGAUGGACAUGACAAUAGAUCUGCAGUACUUGUGAUCACCGAGGCUCACUCAGAUAAUCAGAGCAUCAAUGCUGGUACAGAGAAAGUGAGUUCAAGUGUACCUUUGGAGGUUCCAAGUUGGCAUCCUGAAGAAAUUUCUGUUUCUGAGGAUGAGAACACAUCGAGCGGACCUAGUCUUGGGGCUCUUGAGGUCCCGGGGCUGUGUUGUGAAGAAAUAUUUGUUAAAGAUAAUAAUCCUUCAAGCAGUAGUGAGCGUGAUGUAGUGCCCCAGUUAAACCUCACCUCUAAGUCGAAUGGUGACAAGAAAUUUACUGUGAAGGUUGGUCCAGGUGUGACAACUCAAGAUCCUGAGAGGACUUCUUACGUGGUGCCCAAUGGUUGCCCAACACAUCUUUCAAAGGAGAUUAUACAGGAGCCCCAUAAAGCUCUAGUGGGAGCUGCCAAAGGAAUGCAAACAUAUAACAACAAUUCUGUCUCAUCUUCAGUGUCAAUUCAACCAUUAGAGCCUUCUGAUGAUGCAACAACUCCGCUUGUUUCCUUGCCAGAUCAGAUACUUAAUCAUCACAAUAGAGUUGCCCAAACUGAAAGCUUAAAACCAACCAGCUCCUCAGUUCCUUCCCCAUUCCAAUCUGACAUACCCAAGCAUUCGUUGAGGGAAAAGCAUGGACAUGACAAUAGAUCUGCAUUACUUGAGAUUUCCGAGGCUCACUUAGAUCUUCAGACCAUUACUACAUGUACAGAGAAAGUGAGUUCUAGCGUACCUUUGGAGGUCCCAAGCUGGCAUCCUGAAGAAAUAUCUGUUUGUACGGACAAGAGCCCUUCAAGCAGGUAUAGUACUGGGCCUCUUGAGGUCUCAAGCUGGCGUUUUGAAGAAAUAUCUGAUUGUAAAGAUGAUAAUCCUUCAAGUAGGCCUAGUAGUGGGCUGCCCCAAUUAACCUUCACCUCUAUGUUGAAUGAUGACAAGUUUACUGUGAGGGAACUCCUGUCAUCAGUAGCGGACACUACCCCUUCUCCUUCCCUGCCUGUUUCAUUCAGCCAGAAGGAUUUUCUGGCUGACAAAGGAACUGUUUCACAAAAUCUAGCAAUUGAAAAGGCAGGUGCUCCGCAUCUUCCUCCAGCUUUCAAUGAUGUCAUACAUGUUAUAAGGCACAGCAGUUUCCGAGUUGGGAAUGAACAGCCAGUGAUAGAAACUGUGGAGAGGAGUAUGGAUGUUGGGAAGCUGAUAAAUGUAGUAAGGGAUGAAAUGGAGAUAAAAAACCUUGCAAAUCCUUCAACUCUGAAAUCAUCUGGUUGCUCCGAAACUACAUAUCUGAAAUCAAAUCCGUCUGAUAAUUCUGGCAUUAUGGAAACGGAAAUCAGAAGUCCCACCACCUCAAAUCCAAAAUUUGAGUCUUCUGAGCCAAUAAAACCUAACAAAUCAAUUAUGUCUGAUGAUUCUGGCAUUAAGGAAACGGAAAUCAGAAAUCCCACCUCCUCAAGUUCAAAAUUUGAAUCUUCUGAGCCAACAAAGCCUAAUCCUCCUGAGACAGAGGAUGAAACUCCAGUGAAGGAAACCUUGGACGUCAAGUCUUUCAGGCAGAGGGCCGAUGCACUGGAAGGGCUAUUAGAAUUGUCUGCAGACUUGCUUCAGCACAACAGAUUGGAAGAGCUAGCAGUUGUUUUAAAACCCUUUGGAAAAGAUAAGGUCUCCCCAAGGGAGACAGCAAUCUGGUUGGCAAAAAGUCUCAAAGGGAUGAUGCUUGAGGAUUCUUCGCGGAGUUCAUAAAUCAUGUAUUUUUCUGGUAUGUUCUGUUUAAUUUCUUGAGUAUUGAUAUUGCUUCACUAGUUCGCAGUUAUUGCUCUGCUUUUCACCUAUUCAAGUUCCAUUUGAAUUUUAAACAGAAUCAUGCCUUUUGUCUUUUUACCAAGUAAUUCUUUCAAUGCUGUAUGGUGUACAUAGUGACCAUAUAUAUAAAUUAAAUAAGUUUUGUCUUCCAGGAAAAUGUAUGGAUAUGUUUUGUAUAGAGUGGAUAUGUUUCAGUGUGUUUCUGUAUAGUAUCAGUUUAGGGCAGAUGUAUUCUCACAACUCCAUAGUUAUUUUUCUUAAUUUCUUGAUGUACACUUCUUCUA
Molecule: messenger RNA, 4514 nt
Organism: Camellia sinensis
Lineage: Eukaryota; Viridiplantae; Streptophyta; Magnoliopsida; Ericales; Theaceae
Product: serine/threonine-protein kinase Nek5
Biological process (GO): microtubule-based process; protein phosphorylation
Cellular component (GO): cortical microtubule
Molecular function (GO): protein serine/threonine kinase activity; ATP binding
Source: RefSeq, a predicted model, not a curated record